Molecule: messenger RNA, 1486 nt
Organism: Suillus clintonianus
Lineage: Eukaryota; Fungi; Basidiomycota; Agaricomycetes; Boletales; Suillaceae
Product: major facilitator superfamily domain-containing protein
Exons: 15
Coding region: 48-1478 (476 amino acids)
Biological process (GO): transmembrane transport
Molecular function (GO): transmembrane transporter activity
Source: RefSeq, a predicted model, not a curated record
ACGGCAUUGACCAGGAUAUCCGAAUGGUCAUUUAGCCCAGCCCCACCAUGCUGCUACCACAAAGACCGACAUCUGCCAAAAAUGCCGAAGGUGAUCCAUACCUCGUCGGCCUCGAGCCAGAGGAUAAUCCGCAGAACAUGCCCUUGUUCAGACGCUGGCUCGCGGUCCUUAUCAUCAGCUCUGCCUCUCUAUGCGUGACUUGCGCUUCUUCGAUUGCUGCGUUCACAGAACAGGGUGCCGCCCAAACGUUCCAUGUCCCACAUGAAGUAACCAUCCUCGGAAUUAGCAUGUUUGUGACAGGUCUCGGGACCGGUCCUCUCCUCGUUGGCCCGUUGUCCGAAGUGUAUGGCCGAAAUGCUGUAUACGAAAUAUCUUAUGCGUUAUUCUUCAUCUUCACGUUCCCCGUGGUGUUUGCUCCCAACAUUACUGUUUUCUUGGUCUUUCGCUUUAUCACUGGAUUCUGCGGAUCAGCAUUUUUGAGUGUAGCCGGAGGUAGUGUAAGCGAUAUGUUUCCGAAUUCGAGUAUUGCAAAUCCAAUGGCUGUAUAUACCAUAUCUCCAUUCAUCGGACCAGUGGCUGGUCCCUUGAUUGCUGGAUUCAUCAAUCAGCACCUAUACUGGGAAUGGACAUAUCGCGUGCAGUUGUGCUGGAUUUUUGUAGAGUUGCUGAUGUUGGUUUUAUUUGUUCCUGAGACGUACGUCCCGGUGAUCCUGAAGAAGAAAGCAAGAAGACUGCGGAAGUCGACUGGAGACCCAAAGUUUUACGCUCCUUUGGAUAGACGGGAAGGCACCCUUGCUUCUGCUAUCCUCCUCAGUUGCUGCAAACCGUUUCAAUUACUUCUAUUCGACCGAAUGACACUGCUUCUAGACUCCAGGAAUGCCCUUAUUCUUGGAAUCCUAUACCUGGCAUUCCAGGCAUUUCCCAUCAUUUUUGAGGAUGUCCAUGGAUUUAAUAUGCAAAUGACUGGGCUAACGUUCAUUGGGAUCGGACUCGGAAUGGUUUCGGCCAUUUCCACACAGCCAUUUUGGAACAGACUGUUUGCCCGCGAAGCUGCUAAAUAUAACGGUGAUCCACCUCCUGAGACGAGGCUUAUUAUGGGUCAAGUAGGAGGUAUACUAGUGCCAGUGGGUUUAUUCUGCCUCGCAUUCACAACAUAUCCGCAAGUUCACUGGAUUGCCCCAAUCAUUGUGUCUGUACUUUUCGGCUCCGGGAUAUAUUUUGUAUUUACAUCAACGUUCACGUACCUUGUCACUGCAUACCGCCCAAUUGCUGCGUCUGCUAUGGCAAGCAAUAGUGCAUUGCGGCUAGCGUUUGCCGCUGCAUUUCCGCUAUUCGCGGGAGCCAUGUAUAAUAGACUGGGUACUGUUGGCGCCACCGCUCUUCUGGCCGGCCUCGCAACAAUCAUGGCGCCAUUACCUUUCGUAUUACACCGAAUUGGCGCACGACUGCGCAAGAAAUCGCCUUUUGCAGCAUAUUGAUAUUCUUA